CCUCGGGCCCGGCCCCGCCCCCGGGCUCCUGUAGCGCCGGGUCCGCGCUCCCGGCCGCUCUCCGGGCGCUCCACGCUGUGGCCGCUCCGAGCAAUGAUUAACCCGGCGGGGCGGCCGGCGCGGGGCCCGGGGCGGAGGCGCGGGGCCGGGGCGGGACCCUGGAGGGCCGCUCGGCUUCCUGCUUUCGCCCAAGUUUCCUCGUAGAGGGCGCAGCGCCGGCCGGGGCCCGCGGCGCGGCGUGGCGCAGGGCGCGGUGCCGGGCGCGCGUGAGCGCCGAGCCUGCCGCCGGGGUCACCAUGAGGACUCUCCGCAGGUUGAAGUUCAUGAGUUCGCCCAGCCUCAGUGACCUGGGCAAGAGAGAGCCGGCCGCCGCCGCCGCGGACGAGCGGGGCACGCAGCAGCGCCGGGCCUGCGCCAACGCCACCUGGAACAGCAUCCACAACGGGGUGAUCGCCGUCUUCCAGCGCAAGGGGCUGCCUGACCAGGAGCUUUUCAGCCUCAACGAAGGUGUCCGGCAGCUGCUGAAGACGGAGCUGGGGUCCUUCUUCACGGAGUACCUGCAGAACCAGCUGCUGACAAAAGGCAUGGUGAUCCUGCGGGACAAGAUCCGCUUCUACGAGGGACAGAAGCUGUUGGACUCGCUGGCGGAGACCUGGGACUUCUUCUUCAGCGACGUGCUGCCCAGCCUGCAGGCCGUCUUCUACCCGGUGCAGGGCAAGGAGCCGUCGGUGCGCCAACUGGCCCUGCUGCACUUCCGGAACACCAUCACCCUGAGCGUGAGGCUGGAGGACGCGCUGGCCCGGGCCCACGCCCGCGUGCCGCCGGCCAUCGUGCAGAUGCUGCUGGUGCUGCAGGGGGUGCACGAGUCCCGGGGCGUGACCAAGGACUACCUGCGCCUGGAGACACUCAUCCAGAAGGUGGUGUCGCCCUACCUGGGCACCUACGGCCUCUACUCCAGCGAGGGCGCCUUCACACACUCCUGCAUCCUGGAGAAGCACUUCCUGCGCCGCUCCCGCUCAGGGGACGUCCUGGCCAAGAACCCGGUGGUGCGCUCCAAGAGCUACAACACCCCGCUGCUGAACCCCGUGGCAGAGCACGAGGCUGAGGGCACAGCGGCCGGCGGCGCAGGCACCCGCAGACAUUCGGUCUCCGAGAUGACAUCCUGUCCUGAGCCCCAGGGCUUCGCUGGCACGCCCAGCCAGGGCUCCGCUGGGACCUUCAAACACUCCCCGGCGCCCCCGGCAGGGCCCUGCCCCAGCAGACUGUACCCCCCGGCCCAGCCCCCUGAACCUGGCCCAGGCCCGGCCCGCAGCUCCCCAGUCUCCUCCAGCCCCGAGAACCUGGUGGACCAGAUCCUGGAGUCAGUUGACUCGGAUUCGGAGGGGAUCUUCAUUGACUUUGGCCGGGGCGCGGGCUCUGGCACGUCUGAGUUUGAGGGAGCGGGGGGCCGGCAGAGCAUCGUGUGACCCAGGCCUCGUGUUUUUACUGACCCCGCGUGUGUGCCUGUGCGGUGCGUGCGUGCGUGCGAGAGUUUUCUACUCUGUCCUGUCCAGUCCCCUGUCGGCCUCGGCCUCUGCAGCAUUCCUGAGUCUUUGCGGGAAAGACCGUCGCCGCCCCAGACCCUGGCUCCUUUGUUCUGGGGCGUUGGGGGCUCAGCAGGUGCAGGGUAGCCUCGCGUGCGUGCAGCAGGCCUGGCCAUGCUCUGCACCCCGGCCCACCCGGCCCUCCAGCGGCCACACCAUGGAGACUGUGAACCCCUCAGCUCGGCUGGGCCCCCGGAGUGACCCCCAUAAUCGGUGGCAGACCCACCUUCCCACUCCCCACUCCCCUCGGGCCACAGCGUGACCUCCUGUGUGCAACUCUGUCCCAGGCCCUCCGAGCAGCCUGUCCUCACUCUGCUCGGGGCAGCUGUGGGCAGGUAGCAGGCGGAAUAAAGCUUGUCUGCCCAGCUCC
Molecule: messenger RNA, 1953 nt
Organism: Hippopotamus amphibius kiboko
Lineage: Eukaryota; Metazoa; Chordata; Mammalia; Artiodactyla; Hippopotamidae
Gene: PRR5
Product: proline rich 5
Exons: 8
Coding region: 297-1466 (389 amino acids)
Biological process (GO): TORC2 signaling
Cellular component (GO): TORC2 complex
Source: RefSeq, a predicted model, not a curated record